AUGUCUUCAACUCGAUUCUUGCCCAAGUCCCUGAAGUCCACCGCCGCCGUUGCCUCCGGCUUCGCGAUCCUCGGUAUCGGGAUCUACAGCGUGCGAUCGGCCUUCCCGACAGCCCAGGCCGAAUCUACAGAGCCACCAGUGAUCUUCUCGGGAUUCAGCCCCACCACGUUGCACCUGCAGAGCGUCAAGACCGUGAACCACGAUACGAAGCGUCUGGUGUUCGAAUUCCCGGACAAGAAUGCCAGGAGCGGACUAUCUCUUACCUCGGCGCUUCUCACCAUUUCUCGUCCCCAGGGUAGAUGGCUUCCUGUCCUGAGACCAUACACCCCUAUCAGCGAUCUAGACGAAAAAGGCCAUCUCGAACUCCUCGUCAAAAAGUACCCCCAUGGCAAAGCAAGCACACACCUCCACUCCCUCGUACCAGGAGACACCCUCACAUUCGCAGCUCCGCCUCCACUAAAGGGCUUUCCUUGGAAAGCGAACCAGUUCUCCCAAGUAUAUCUAAUCGCGGGCGGAGCGGGAAUUACGCCGCUCUACCAGCUCCUGAAGGGGAUAUUGAAGAACCCGCACGACAAGACGAAAGUGGACUUGGUUUUCGGGGUCAAUACAGAACAGGACCUAUUGCUCAAGGAAGAAUUGGAGGAAUAUAAGAGGCGGUUCCCGGGGAGGUUUGAUUACGUGUAUACGGUUACUAACGGGGAAGAGGAUUCGGGGCUGAGGAAGGGCUGUGUGACGGAGGAGUUGUUGCGCGAGGUGAUGAAGGAAGGACGGGGGAGGGAUAUGAAGGUGUUUGUUUGUGGGCCGCCGGGGAUGGAGGAGGCGUUGGUGGGGUUGAGGGGAUCCGGGGAGGGCAUUUUGGGGAAGUUGGGGUUCGAGAAUGAUCAGGUAUAUAAGUUCUAA
Aspergillus melleus is the source of this 900-nucleotide messenger RNA. Its product is annotated as cytochrome b5 reductase family protein. NCBI's taxonomy places the organism in Eukaryota, Fungi, Ascomycota, Eurotiomycetes, Eurotiales, Aspergillaceae. The transcript is spliced from 3 exons. The record is from RefSeq and is a predicted model, not a curated record. The coding region runs from base 1 to 900 and encodes 299 amino acids. Gene Ontology annotation, biological process: ergosterol biosynthetic process. Gene Ontology annotation, molecular function: cytochrome-b5 reductase activity, acting on NAD(P)H.